Molecule: messenger RNA, 2576 nt
Organism: Anguilla anguilla (European eel)
Lineage: Eukaryota; Metazoa; Chordata; Actinopteri; Anguilliformes; Anguillidae
Product: glucagon family neuropeptides-like
Exons: 6
Coding region: 357-1289 (310 amino acids)
Biological process (GO): positive regulation of ERK1 and ERK2 cascade; positive regulation of protein kinase activity; adenylate cyclase-activating G protein-coupled receptor signaling pathway
Cellular component (GO): extracellular region; perikaryon; neuron projection
Molecular function (GO): neuropeptide hormone activity; pituitary adenylate cyclase activating polypeptide activity; peptide hormone receptor binding
Source: RefSeq, a predicted model, not a curated record
UUCCGGGAGGAAGGGUUGAUGACGUCUGUAGCAUCCUUAAUGCGACUUAUGAAAAAGGCAAGCCACAGGAUUCAUGAAUAAAAAUCCGAGGGAAUCGGAGCGCAGAGCAAAAAGUUUCGGCUAAAGAUAAUAUGUAGACAAAUGUUUACACUCCUUUUCACGGAGCUUUGUUUGCACAGAAACUUGAUAAUUGCUUAUUGUAUAUAAGAGUGUAGAGGGUGGACACAUUGACGGGCACAUAAGGAAACGGCGGAGGCGCUUCAGAGAAGUAGUGCCGUGAGAAAGAUUUUAUCUCAUUCUCACAGUCGCAGCCUCACCCGGAUCGCAUCCAGCUCUCCUCUCUACUCUGCAAUAGAAUGGCAAUGUCUAGAAAAGCGACUUUAGCAUUACUCAUCUACGGAAUCAUAAUGCACUACAGCGCCUACUGUUCACCCAUCGGGCUUAGCUACCCUAAUGUUAGACUUGAAAAUGAGGUUUACGACGAGGACGGAAACUCGUUACCCGACUUGGCUUUUGACAGUGAUCAAAUUGCAAUACGAAGCCCUCCAUCAGUCAUUGACGACGUGUACACGUUAUACUACCCACCGGAGAAGAGAACGGAAAGGCACGCUGACGGAAUAUUUAAUAAGGCCUACAGGAAGGUGCUGGGUCAGUUGUCAGCAAGGAAAUAUCUACAAUCUGUGAUGGCAAAGCGUGUAGGUGGAGGCAGCAAUAUGGAAGACGAUACAGAGCCUUUAUCCAAAAGGCAUUCGGAUGGGAUCUUCACAGACAGCUACAGCCGCUACCGAAAACAAAUGGCUGUCAAGAAAUAUCUGGCAGCGGUCCUGGGGAAAAGCCCUGAAGACUUAAAUUUUCACCAUAUUCUACAAGACAUAAACUUUGAUGCCCUCCCGGAUGGGGAUGAGUUUGAGGCUAUUUUGGGAGACUGGCUGAAACAGUUUUCUCCCGAAUUUCCGGUGAGUUCCAAGGCUCCUUUUUCCAAGGCCUGUCUGGAGGGAUCUCGUGGUCCCUCCCCCUCUCCUCACCUCAGCUUCACCCUAUUAUCCUCCACUCAAAAUAUACAAUCUAAAUCUCCUUCUUUCCUGGUCUGUGCUUCUGUUUUCCUGAAAAGAUAUAAAACAUUAUCUAUAUUUCCCUACAUAUGUGUGUAUACUAUAUAUACAUAUAUAUGUAAUAUAUAUGUAUAUGUAUAUAAAAUUCCUUCUAAAUCUCCUCACGAUUCUUUCAAACUGUGGGCUAUUGUGUCAAUAUCAAAUACAUAUUUUAAAGUUACAUUAAAGAAAAUUUGAUGGGGAAAGCAAAUGGGAUAGCUGGAAUGAAUUAUUAUAGUUUAUUUUUUGGUAAGCUUUCCCAUAAUACAUUCUCCAAAGAGAGAAAAGUUGCAGAACCAAAGGAACCAAGUGAAAUACAAAGACCAUUCCUGUGUUUCUUUUAAUCUAAGCUCUUAGAAGAAUAUGCUUUUAGUCCUUAAAUUUGAGCAAAGUAUCAUGUGUUACUCUCUAGUGCUAUUCGUGUGUUGAAGAAGCUCAAGAAAAACCUUGAGGGCAUUUAAGGUUUUUCAUGUCUAUCUCACCACAUAAAAAGUAUUGCAGUCACAUGCUCUGUCUCCUAAAAUGGUGGGAGGCACAGCUAAAAGACUCAAUUGCUGAUUUUUCAAAAGAGAAGGAAGAAAAAUGUACUUUUUAUGUGGGGUUUUAUUGUUUGUUUUGUUGUAAUAUCCUAAAAAUCACCCCAAACAAUUUUAGGACUUCCGUGUUUAUCUUCCUGCUCUUGCUAUUGUGCCUCACUUUCUUGUCAUGUGAAACAGAUGUAAAGUUAGAGUGGAUCAUUAAAGUAGUUGUAAUAGCCUCAAAAUCAGUGCAAUCUAAAGCACUCACAAUUUCCUGCUCACUGAUUUUGAUUAUAUAUUGCUGUGUUCACUGUGGUAAUUGUUGUUUUCUUUGGUUUUUUGUUGUUUUCCAACUUUACUUUUCAAUUUAAUGUUGAAUGUGAAUUUAACUUCCUGUCUUCAUAUCUAUGUGCAAAUGGGUCUGAUUACUGUUUUACACAGGCUUCAGUGACAAUAUAGAGUUUCAUUGGCUGGCUCACUGAGUCAUUCCAGACACACAAGUUGUAAAUGAUGACAUGUUUAUAAACAAACGAAACACCUGGAACUUAAGUGAUUUUAAUGUAGAUAUUUUAGUAACCUGUUUUAUUCAUUUUCUUUUCUUUUCUUUCUUUUUUUUUGAGCCGACGCGGCCAUCUUCGAAAUAGUGACAUAUAUCAUCAAUACAGAAUAUAAAGGCGAAACCCUCAACAUUUAUACAUUUCUCCUUACCGAGCAAGAUGGAUAUAUUGAGAUGUAUUUUCUUGUAUAGUUUUCUAUUAUUUAUCUACUAAAGGUUCAUCAAGUAGUCUUUAUUUUAGAUGAUGAAAGAGAGAAAGAAAGGGAGAGAGAAAGAGAGCGUGUGUGUGUGAAAGAGAGAGAUGGGGGUGAGGUCAAAAUAAAGAAAGAAUAAGAAAAAAAAAACAGGCUAGAAAGAGACUGUGACAGAUCGAUUUUAUGGAUGGACAACCUGGCUACAACAGCGACAGGG